This is a messenger RNA of Triticum turgidum subsp. durum (durum wheat), 402 nucleotides long. NCBI's taxonomy places the organism in Eukaryota, Viridiplantae, Streptophyta, Magnoliopsida, Poales, Poaceae. The record is from the annotation of a GenBank genome assembly.
AUGAUGACCAAGCACCAGAAUGUAGUGCAGUUUGUUGGUUACUGUGCUGUAUCAAGUGCCGAGGCGGUGGAAUACCCGCAAGGAGGAAGCAAUUAUAUUUUGGCCGAAAGACCAGAAAGAUUGCUUUGCUUUGAGCAUGUAUGUAAUAGAAGCCUUGACAAGUAUAUCUCCGAUGAAUCUUCGGGCCUUGAGUGGAAAAUGAGAUAUAAAAUAAUCAGGGGCAUCUGUGCUGGUUUGCAUUACCUUCAUGAGGAAUGCCAUCUUGUUCAUCUAGACCUGAAGCCUCAAGAUAUAUUGAUGGAUGCUAUUAUGAUGCCAAAGAUUGCGGCCUUUGGUUUGUCAAGGAUAUUUGGUGUUGAGCAAACCCGAACCAUCACUCAAAAUCGUCAGGGAACGAUGUAA